AAAUGUAAAUUCUGUUAACAUCUUAAAAAAUGUAAAUCAUAGAAAAAACAUCAUACCCACAAUGGCUUGCGAGGUGUGCCAACAUUGCCAGGAAGCCUUAUCUCCAGCGGAGGACUACGCUAUUCAAGAUGGAUUUAGUUACCAUAACAAAUGUCACAAAUGCUAUGUAUGCAGUGAGACGAAUCUAAUAAACGCGGAGUUGUUCAAAGGGGUCAUAUUUUGUUCAAGUUGCUCAAAGCGGAUCUUCCAGGGUUGCGCUACGGCACGCCGGACGAAGAGCGGGGGCAGAGGAAAGUCCAGAACGAGAAGUAAAAGACGAGAGAGGGUUAGAGUACAGGAUAGGUAUAUAGAACAAACGAGAGGUCGCCCCACGAAUAAAGUUCUAGAGCUAGCCAGAUUAACAGCCUCGACUGACAUCGACAGCAAAAGUAACUCGCAACACGAAACACAUAAUGAACCGUUGAAAUUAAGCAACACACCAGCAAUAACCACAGAUUUUGCAUUACAAGUGGACAAUCACCUACAUGAGCAUGUACAGAAUUGGACAAGUUUCAAGAAACACAGUACAGAAAUCGGACUUACGACAGACGUGACACAAGAGUUAUUGAAGCAAAUGAAAUGUCCCAUCGUCGAAGAAUUUAAAUAUACUGUAAAGCCACCACCAAACAAAACAGAGAUAAAAUACAAGGCACACAAACCCAAUAAAAAAGACUGCAGUGACUUAAGAAUAGCAGAGCUGGGAGCUUCAACAGAAAUUGCUCAUAUGACUUUGAGGAAGCAGUCCGAAAUACCGGUCCUCAUAAAAUCAGAGUCACCAUCGCAGCAUACAAAGUGCUUAAAACUGCCAGAGUUCAAUCAAAAAUCAGACAUGUCCGGAGAUGUGAGCACUGACUGGCCGCAGUCUACUUAUUCAGUACAAUCAGCAAUAAGCAAUAAGAUACAUUGUCUAGACAGACGGAUAGCGAGCAUCUUGAAAAUACCAUAUAGGAGUUUUAAAAGAAACAUAUUGAAUCGUAGUUCCCUAAUCACUAUAUUAAUGAGCCAUAGAGACGAGGAACACGUUUUAGUACACCAUCUUAAAAUGUUAUUCAAUGAAGAAGUAGCGGAACACCAACGUCGUGGAUUAAGAAGAUUAUACUCUACAAUAAACAGACGGAAAACACCAUUCAAAUUGGGAUGGUUAAAUUUGAUGGCAAAAGCGGCAAUAACGGGACCUAGCCACUGCGUACAUGCCAAAAGGGACGGACGAAUGGAUGGACAUAGGUGUCAUCAUUUUCGAAAAUCUCACAGCUACCGUUGCAUGCGAUCCCAAGUCAUGCGUCUUGCUGGGCCCACUAAAAGCGAAUUAGCGGUGUUCCGGAUGAGGAUCAAGAAAUUACUGAAACCAAAAUUUUUAAAAUGCUAUUAUUAGUCCUAAAAAACAUGCAAUUAUGACAUCCCAAGCCUGUGGUAGCGAAUUACAUAAAUGAAAUAUACAUAAUCUAUUAAAAUAAAUCUAGUAAAAUAUUCAAAAUAUGUACAAAAAUAAACUAAAUA
Messenger RNA from Achroia grisella, 1536 nucleotides. RefSeq lists its product as uncharacterized. The record is from RefSeq and is a predicted model, not a curated record. Lineage: Eukaryota; Metazoa; Arthropoda; Insecta; Lepidoptera; Pyralidae. The transcript is spliced from 21 exons. The coding region runs from base 62 to 1411 and encodes 449 amino acids.